Messenger RNA from Centruroides sculpturatus (bark scorpion), 2365 nucleotides. Its product is annotated as A disintegrin and metalloproteinase with thrombospondin motifs 6-like. Lineage: Eukaryota; Metazoa; Arthropoda; Arachnida; Scorpiones; Buthidae. Gene Ontology annotation, molecular function: metalloendopeptidase activity. The coding region runs from base 1 to 2025 and encodes 674 amino acids. Gene Ontology annotation, cellular component: extracellular matrix. The transcript is spliced from 18 exons. The record is from RefSeq and is a predicted model, not a curated record. Gene Ontology annotation, biological process: proteolysis; extracellular matrix organization.
AUGGUGGAAUCAUACGAACAAUAUUCAGGAAGAAGAAUACGGCGAUCCACUAGCAUAGAGAGAUUUGUCGAAACUCUUGUUGUUGUAGAUGAAAAAAUGGUAGAUUAUCAUGGAAAAGACGUUGAAUCGUACGUUUUAUGCAUUAUGAAUAUUGUUUCUAAACUGUAUCGUGAUUCGUCUCUAGGAAAUGCAGUUAAUAUUGUUGUUACCAAACUGAUAUUGCUUUCAGAACAACAGUCUUUUUUGAACGUAAGUCAUCAUGCAGAAAAGACUCUCAGUUUAUUUUGUAAAUGGCAAAGAAAGGUAAAGACUAAUACAACAAAGCACGAUACUGCAGUUCUUAUAACAAGAUUUGACAUUUGUUUUGAUCGAGACGAACCCUGCGAUACAUUAGGUUUAGCUCAAAUUUUAGGAAUGUGUGAACCAAGUCGUAGUUGCAGUAUUACUCAAGAUAUUGGAUUAGCUAGUGGAUUAAUUGUCGCUCAUGAAAUAGGCCAUAAUUUUGGAAUGCAACAUGAUGGAUAUGGUAACGAUUGCAGUUUUGAAAAUAUUGGGAAAGGCAACAUUAUGACUUCCAAACUUUCUCAAUUGGGUCAUCCCAUCACAUGGUCUAACUGUAGCAGACAAUACAUGACAGAAUUUUUAAAUUCAGGUCAAGCUGAUUGUUUGCUGAACAGACCGCCUAUCCACGAAUAUAAUUAUAACGAAGCAUUGCCUGGAUUCCAAUACAGUGCAGAAGAACAGUGUAAAUCCCAAUAUGGACCAGAUUCGACACCUUGCUAUAAUUAUCCUAAAACUAUAUGCCGUUAUUUGUGGUGCACAAAACUAAAUGGAGAAUGCAUUACGAAUAAAAUACCUGUGCUUGAUGGAACCGAAUGUAUUAUGGGUGAUGCAAUUGAUGGAUUUUGUUACGAUGGAGAAUGCAUGCCCAAUAAUACAAAAUUGGAAAGUGUUGAUGGCAAUUGGUCGCCGUGGACGGAAUGGAGUAUUUGUUCUAGAACUUGUGGAGGAGGAAUCGAAUCUUCAAGAAGAUACUGUGAUAACCCAAGUCCAAUGUAUGGUGGAAAAUUUUGUACUGGAGAAAGAAUGAGAUAUCGAUCGUGCAAUAUAUUGGAUUGCCCAAUCGACUCACGUGAUUUUCGCCAUGUUCAAUGUUCUAAAUUCAACAAUAUUCCUUUCAGAGGGAAAUUUUAUGAAUGGACACCUUAUCCGGGAGCUCAGGCAAAAUCGUGCUCUCUUUAUUGCCAAGCCACAGGUUAUGAUUUUUAUGUGGAAAGAGCAACGAAGGUUAUAGAUGGAACGAAAUGUUCUCAUAGCAUGAAUGUGUGUAUCGAAGGACAAUGCAAGCAUGUAGGUUGUGAUCGUAUUUUGGGUUCGAAUGCAUCCGAAGACAAAUGCAGAGUUUGCGAAGGAGAUGGUAGUACGUGUAAAACAAAUCGAGGAGAAUUUACUGACUUGUUAGAUGAAAAAAUUGGUGAAUAUGAAGAAGUUGUAAAAAUACCAAAAAAUUCUGUUUGGAUUUUUGUAUCAGAAAAGCAUCCUUCAGCCAAUUUUUUAGCACUUAAAAGCGUCGAGGGUAAAAUUCUCAUCAAUGGCAAAAGCGUAAUACAUUGGCCAAAAAUAUUUAAUGUAGCAGGUACAAAAUUCCAUUACAUGAGACCAAAAUAUCAUUUGGAAUAUAUUCAUGCUUUAGGGCCGACUUCAGAAGAUGUUAUUGUUACUUUGCUUCUCCAAGAACCAAAUAAAGGAAUUAGAUAUAUAUUUAAUACUCCAGUAGAUCCUCCUCGAGGGAAAAUUAUUUAUAGAUGGAUUCAUUUACCAUGGUCUGAAUGUUCUAAAACUUGUGCAAAAGGUAUAUCAAUCGCUAAAAUUGCGUGUGUUCAAGAAAAUAGUAAAUUACAAGCUCCAGAAAAAUUAUGUCAUGGAUAUAAACCGUCUGAUAGAAGUAGAUACUGCAAUAAAGAUCCAUGUCCACCAAAGUAUGUUACAAGUUUAUUUAUAUUUUAUUUAAUUUUGAGUAUUUAAAUAACACAUAACUUAUUUUUAAUUGAUGUAAAACUGAAGAUGGAAAAUUGAAGCUUGGAGUGAAUGUUCAAAAAGUUGUGGUGGUGGUUAUAAAAUACGAAACGUUUUAUGCACACAAGAAAUAGAAGCUUUGAAAGAACAAACUGUAAAUGAAACUCUAUGUUUAGAAAGUAGGCCUGAAAACCUUACUACUUGCAAUGAAUCUCCAUGUCCAAAUGUAUGGUACACUGGCAGGUGGUCUAAGGUAAGAGAUUUGAAAAACGUUUCUAACAGAUAAUUUCAUUAGGCCCCAUCUGAUAUAAAGUUCCAUGUUUAAAUUAAACUAUUAUAUUUAACUAAA